CUUUACGUUGAUAGUUUGACGAUAUUUGAUGCAUGCUUAUGGUGCACAUUGUUAGAUUAUCUCACAAAAUAGCACACGAGCAGCAUGACGCCUCAUCACUAAUCAAUCGGGGACGAGAUGAAUGUGAUUAGCCGUUGCUGAAUGAAGGCCAUAAUUGCUUCAAAAAUGCCGCCAUCAGAUGUCUUCUGGGUAGACUCUCGAGGCGACAAGCACAGUGCGAAGCACGCUUUCAUCAAGAGAAAUAGUCAUCGACUUAAAAGAGAGAAAAAGUUAUAUGAAUUACGCAGGUCGAUUCAACCAUUCUGUCUCACAAAUAUGGCCUCUCGUGCACAUUCCGACCCGGUUGAGUUGGCAGAGGAACAUGAUUAUCAAGAGUUAAGGCACCCAUUGGUUGUACCCUCAAUAAGCCGAGAUUUUGACCCGGGGUUUCUGGAUUCAUUCUCUUCUUUGCCAACCCCAGUCACCCGCGAAAUGAAUUUCUACUUCAAUUAUUACAAGUCCACAUGUUCAAAGUCAUGCUAUCCGUUCAACUACAACGAGAUGGGUAUGUGGUGGUGGCAGAAGGCAAUUGACCAACCGGCUUUAGUAUAUAUUAUAUUGGCAACUUGUGCCCUCCACAGAGCUGGUAUAACGCUAGAUUCGGCUUCCACGGAAGCCACACAGAAGUUUGUCUGGCAUUCUCUUAAAUUUCGGCAACAGACAAUCCAGUCACUACAGCAACUUAUACACCAGACGCCUAAAUACGGGCUGGAGAUGGUAGUAUUAGUCGUAAUAAAUAUGAUUUGCGUAGAGGGAGCUGAUGCAAAUAUGGAGACCAUCGAUGUGCACAUGGAGGGUCUUAGGAAAUUUGUUUACCUGCUAGGCGGUUUGGAGAACUUGGAUCACUUGACUGUCUCGGGCAUUUACUGUGCUGAAUAUAUGCGUUGUGUAUCAAAGAAUUGCCUACCCUUUUUCCCAAUAAGUACGAUUUGGAAGCAUGAGGUUCUUGAGGCAUCAAAAGCCCUUAAAAAAAGCUAUAAUAAUCAACACCUUGGCAGAUUCGGAAAGCGCUUCUCAGAAUCUUCGUGGUCCAGAGGUCUUCAGCCGGGGUUCAAACUUAUUCUUCAAAAUUUCAAGUUAAUAGUCUUUCGCUGCGAGGGUAUUUUUCAAGGGACCGCGACUUCAAUGCCGAUGGAAUGUGACUUCUUGAUUCUUUGGAGUCAUCAAUUGUUGUCAUUUUUAGAUGAAACUGGAGCUAUUGGUUUUCAAGACACUUUAAGACUUGCACUUUUAACAUAUUCUUCAAUUCGAAUAUGGAACCUUGAUGGAUGUCCAUGCGUACAAAGGCUUGUGGACGCUCUGAGAUCAAGUUUGGAAAGAAAACUCUUUAUUCUUCAAAGAAGUGCCCCCGACUUACUUUUUUGGAUAUAUUUUAUCGGAGCAAUAGCGUCCCAAAAACAGGGGCGUGAGCAUCAUGAGUGGUUUGCUUCGGGUACCAUAGACGCUGCCAAGAGCUUGCGCCUGCAAGAAUUUGACGACCUAAGACUGCUUUUGAAAGAGUUCUGCUUUAUCUGUCGACCAGCGGACAAGUUCGUGAAAGACCUUUGGGAUAUGAGACUCCGAGCCUCAUAUCUAGAAUCGAAUGACAAGAAUCCUGACGAGUAACGAGACGAGCUCUGGAAAGCAUUUUUUGGUAUAUUAUUCUCUUAGAAUCUAUCUUUUUCUUGUCGUUUGAUUUGGUCUUAAUGAUAAGUUAAUGCUAACUAGUCUUUUAUGACGUCAUAUAGCGUUUCUGUAUUCUUUAUUGUACAUUGCAUAAUACUAUUAGAGUCUGGGUCGUUCUUUCUCUCAUUAUGUAAAUGCGAAUUAACCCUUAGCAGGGGAGCACAUGAAGCCUUGAAGACGUACAGCGGGCCACAUUAACGCGACUCAAAGAAAACACGUGAAAGUUUUUACAAGACUGAU
Molecule: messenger RNA, 1944 nt
Organism: Talaromyces proteolyticus
Lineage: Eukaryota; Fungi; Ascomycota; Eurotiomycetes; Eurotiales; Trichocomaceae
Exons: 4
Coding region: 142-1644 (500 amino acids)
Source: RefSeq, a predicted model, not a curated record